AUUUAAAUUGUUACCAUUGUUUUAUGUUGCAUUAAUAUUAAAACCACAGGGCCAAAACGUUAAAUUAUAGCAAAGUAUAGGAACGUUUUAGCACUUUUUCAUAGGCAAUCUGCAAAAACGGGGGUUAAAUUGCUCUUUCAGGAUCAGAAUAUAAUCUUUCGACAUUCCAGUCCCUCAAUCUUCAGUCUCUAGUUGCAGAAAGAAAGCAGACAGGCUUAGGGAAGAUGCUGCCACAGCAGCUGAAGAAGGCUGUCACAGACAACCCCAAGAAGAUUGCUAAUUUAAUUGAUCUUGUAAACCUUCCUUCAAAUCUUAGAGAUUUUGUUGGCCAGUCGCAAAUUUCUCGUCUGGGAUGUUUCAGGCAUGUCUGGUCCUACAUCAAGACUAAUAAUCUCCAGGACCCAGACAACAAGAACAUAGUGAACUGUGAUGAAAAGUUGAAGAGUAUUUUGUUGGGCAAGCCUCAGGUUGAUCUUGCUGAACUUCCUGCCCUGAUCAAAAUGCAUUUUCCCAAAGAUCCGAAGUAGACCUUCAUUGCAUCAUAAUAGGGUCUUUACAUUGUUAAUUUAUUUACUAUUUAAUGUGAUGAAUCCUAGAAGGGUUUUAUUUUCAUUAAAAUGAUUAUUAAAAUAUUUAAUGUAGCUUAUUUCUUGCC
Messenger RNA from Mercurialis annua (annual mercury), 655 nucleotides. RefSeq names its product upstream activation factor subunit UAF30. Gene Ontology annotation, cellular component: nucleus. The record is from RefSeq and is a predicted model, not a curated record. The transcript is spliced from 3 exons. Bases 225 to 527 code for a protein of 100 amino acids. NCBI's taxonomy places the organism in Eukaryota, Viridiplantae, Streptophyta, Magnoliopsida, Malpighiales, Euphorbiaceae.